AUGUCACACUUCAACCAUAAGCAAACGCUCCGUAAGGACUACCCAUGGACAACUUAUCCGCUUAUAUCAUCUGCUCCUAUGCGCUUAAUAUCAAAACCUGCCUUGGCUCUAGCUGUUUCUAGAUCUGGUGGUCUUGGUUUCCUCGCUGCUGGUACCGAUCUCUCUACCCUUUCGGACGAACUCAAGGAAAUUCAGGAUACUCUCUCAGAUGAGCCAAUUCCCGGGAGCUACCGAGACACUCUUCCCAUAGGAAUAGGUUUCAUAGUCUGGGGCUGCGAUCUCGAGCAUGCCCUGUCAAUUCUCGCCCCACUUCCCUUGCCACCUUCAGCAAUAUGGCUCUUUGCCCCAGAGACCGCGUCAGACUUGCAAGAGUGGACAGACUCUAUCCGGAAGCUCACAGGCAAUCUCACCAAGAUUUGGAUUCAAGUCGGCACUGUUGCUUCUGCACUAUCAGCCGCCCACUCCUGCGACCCUGAUGUCCUCGUUAUCCAAGGUUCUGAUGCCGGUGGACACGGUCUCGCUCAUUCUUCCUCGAUCGUUUCCCUUCUUCCCGAAUGCGCAUCUGCAUUACGCUCCAACGAAUACUCGCACAUACCUCUUAUUGCUGCUGGUGGAAUAGUCGAAUCACGUGGAGCAGCUGCUUCAUUUAUGUUAGGUGCAAGUGGAAUAUGCAUGGGUACACGAUUCUUGGCUUCUUCCGAGGCAGUAAUUUCGACUGGCUAUAGAAACGCAGUCUUAGCAGCAGAGGAUGGCGGCGUGUCAACCACGAGAACAACCCUCUAUGAUAGAUUGAGAGGAACGGCAGGCUGGUCGGAAGAUUACAAUGGUAGAGGAGUGGUCAACAAGAGUUGGUGGGAUGAGACGAAUGGUAUGAGUAUGGAGCAGAACAAGGAACUUUAUGAAGCAGAGGCGAAGAAAGGAGAUGAGGGAUGGGGAAAUAAAGGGAGAAUGUGUACAUACGCCGGCAGCGGAGUUGGAUUGGUGCGAGAGACUAUGGACGCUGGCAGUAUUGUCAUUGAGGUCCGGGAAGGGAUGAGGAAAUUGAUCAGGGAGGGAGGAAGUCGCUUGUAA
Molecule: messenger RNA, 1071 nt
Organism: Sclerotinia borealis F-4128
Lineage: Eukaryota; Fungi; Ascomycota; Leotiomycetes; Helotiales; Sclerotiniaceae
Source: the annotation of a GenBank genome assembly